This is a messenger RNA of Staurois parvus, 381 nucleotides long. Lineage: Eukaryota; Metazoa; Chordata; Amphibia; Anura; Ranidae. The record is from the annotation of a GenBank genome assembly.
AGUCCUGAACAGGUGUACCAGCUCCUCCCCUUCAGUCUUGCACAGGUGUACCGUCUCCUCCCCUUCAGUCCUGCACAGGUGUCCCAGCUCCUCCCCUUCAGUCCUGCACAGGUAUCCCGCUCCUCCCCUUUAGUCUUGCACAGGUGUCCCGGCUCCUCCCCUUUAGUCUUGCACAGUUGUCCCAGCUCCUCCCCUUCAGUCUUGCACAGGUGUCCCGGCUCCUCCCCUUCAGUCGUGCACAGGUGUCCCGGCUCCUCCCCCUUCAGUCGUGCACAGGUGUCCCGGCUCCUCCCCUUCAGUCGUGCACAGGUGUCCCGGCUCCUCCCCUUCAGUCGUGCACAGGUGUCCCGGCUUCUCCCCUUCAGUCUUGCACAGGUGUAC